Hyaloscypha bicolor E is the source of this 684-nucleotide messenger RNA. RefSeq lists its product as uncharacterized. The record is from RefSeq and is a predicted model, not a curated record. NCBI's taxonomy places the organism in Eukaryota, Fungi, Ascomycota, Leotiomycetes, Helotiales, Hyaloscyphaceae. The transcript has 2 exons. The coding region runs from base 1 to 684 and encodes 227 amino acids.
AUGCAUCAAGAAGUAUUCCCGCGGGAAAAGCUGGACCUCCGCCAAAAGCAAGCCGUUACAGAUGUUGUCCCAUUCCACCGCUUUCCAAAAGCACCUCCGGAGAUACGUCUCGUGAUUUCGGAGUUCUCUCUGCCCGGUUCCCAUACUCUCAGCGUUGCCGGUCGUCGCAAGCCUUCGGGUCUCUUUUUUUGUGAAAACGACAAUCCAUACAACCCUGCCGCCCUUUCCAUCUGUCGAGAAUCUCGAGAGGUCGUACUCAAGCAUUAUCGCCUGUGCUUUGGUACAACUAACAUAUAUGCCGAUCUUUCUCUCGAUGCCUUUUACUUUGGUGAGGACUGGUGGGUCCAGAUUUCCGGCUCCGGCACAUCUGGUGACGGAAAUUUGUUGAAGUGGCGUGUAUGGAGCGGUCCUCAAAACAGACUCCUCAACCAGGAAUUCAAAGAUAAUGUGAAGGCGAAUUUACAACAAACUACGCAUCUUGCGUUCAUUCCCAACUACUGGUCUCGCUUUGGCAUUCUCCACCGCUCUGGUGCAGCCCUACGAGCCGACGCAAAAGCCGUGUUUCAAAAGCUGACGCAGCUUUCACUUGUUACUGGACAAGAACAUGAUUCUUAUGGCGCUCCCGGCUCUGUUGAAUUUAUGAAUGACAUGACUCAGAGUUGGGGGAAUGAAUUCCAACAGUAA